ACCUGCACCAGUGACUGAGCACCUGCACCAGUGACCUGAGCGCCUGCAGACAAGCAGCUCUGAAGCUUUCAUCCAACUCAUGACGGACUGAGCCACAGCCCACUUUGUGGCCCAUGCACUCUAUCCGUUUCUCUGCCAGUCCACCUUAUACCUCAAGCUGACGCAAAACCCCAGGCACCUUGCUCCCCUCCCCCACCCCCACCCCAUCCCCAGUGAUUCGCCCCCUCCUGCCAUGGUUUCCGGCACAGAAACCGUGCAUUACAUCCAUCUGCACAAUUCCAGCCAGUCAGUUCUUGAAGCCCUGCGCACCCAACGGCGCGAGGGCCUCUUCUGUGAUGUGACCGUGCGGAUCCAUGACGCCUCGCUGCGUGCCCACGCCUGCGUCCUGGCGGCUGGCAGCCCCUUCUUCCAGGACAAACUGCUGCUGGGUCACUCUGAAAUAUCUGUGCCGCCUCUGGUGCCUGCUGAAACCGUGAAGCAGCUUGUGGAUUUCAUGUACAGCGGCUCACUGGUCGUGCUGCAGUCUCAGGCCCUCUGCAUCCUCACAGCUGCCAGCAUCUUGCAGAUCAAGACGGUCAUUGAUGAGUGUACCCAGAUCAUCUCUCAGAGGAAGGCGGCGGCAGGGGCAGCAAGUGCAGCUGCUGCAGCAGCUGCUGCAGCAGCUGCAGGGGCUGGAGCAGGAGGGGGGAUGCUUGGAGGGGUUCUCCCUAAACAAGAGGAACGUGCCAUAGGCAAAGGUAGAGAGAGUGGCAGCAGUGGAAGCUGCUCAGUCAGUAGUGCUGGCGGCGGUGGAGGUUACGCAAACUUCUCUAAUUUCAUGGCUGAAUGUGGUGGUGGCAACAUGGGAGGGGGGUUGGGGGGUGCCAGCGAGAGCGGCCCAGGCCCUAUGGAUCAAAACAGCACUGUAAGUCUGAUGGCGCUUGGCGACAUGGGGCCCGGCUCCAUGUGCAGUGGCGGUGAUGGGAUGGGAGCAGGGCCCGGUUCAAUCCUCAUGAAGCAGAGCUCCAGCUGUACUCAGGAUGUAAGGUACAAGCUCCGAGACCUCCUGGCCCACACGGCCAACGGCGCCAGCACUAGUAACGCAGGGAACCUGUCCGCGGGCUGCAACUCCGGUGUGGCCAGUGUGGAUAGCAUCGGCAGGGACAGCCUCCGUGGCAACACGACUGACCUCUCUGAUGACCUCGUAGGGAUAGACCGAUACAGCGAGGAGGAGGACUUGGACGGGAGAGAGCGAGGAAGAGAUGGAGACAGAGACAGGGGGGCGAGCCACAGCCGCAAGCAGAGGCAGCCGCUCAGACUCCAGGUGCUUGGAGGCGAGGGAGUGGUGGUGAAAGACGAGGGGGUACAGGACACAGAUGGGACCGUCUAUUCACUGGAGGAUGGAAGACGAGAUCAACAGCAGCAGGGCCCCCAGGACUCCUUGGCCAGCUUCGGACAGGAAUUCUACGAUGAGCAAGGGGUGUUUUCUGAGAGCUUUUGGCCUCAGAGUGAACCUCAAGCCAUGGCUUUUAAUCCCAGAGGAAGGGUCAACAAGCCCAUGACUCCACCUCCCACCUCCCAGUCCAUCAACAGCCAGCUUCUGUUCCAGUACCCAGUAAGCCACUCGCAGCCUGCUCCAUUUUAUGUGGGAGGACCCAUGGGAGGGAUUGACAACAUGGCAGGAACAGAGCCCAGUCAGCAGGCUCCGCCCCCAGCACCAAUGACCCCCGCCCCACCUUCUUCCACACCCUCCUGUUCUGCUGGGCCCUCUCCCUCCUCCCAGGGAUCUGAGACCUCAUUUGACUGCACCCACUGUGGCAAAUCUUUACGUUCCAGGAAGAAUUACAGCAAGCACAUGUUUAUCCACUCCGGUCAGAAACCUCAUCAGUGCUCCAUCUGCUGGCGCUCCUUCUCCCUGCGCGACUACCUCCUCAAACACAUGGUGGUGCAUACUGGUGUCAGGGCCUUCCAGUGCACCAUGUGUGGCAAGCGCUUCACCCAGAAAAGUUCACUCAACGUGCACAUGCGCACCCACCGUGCUGAGCGCACUUUCCAGUGCAAUGUGUGCCACCGGGCCUUCACGCACCGCACUCUGCUGGAGCGCCACGCCCUGCAGCAUGCCCACCACACUCCUCAGACCCCAGGCCCAGGUCAGGGACGUGGAGCUGACAUGACCUCACCUACCAAGCACAGUCCUCCAGCUAUGGGAGGACCCUCAGGUAUGGCUGGCCCGGCUGGGAUGGUUGGCAGCAUGACCAACAUGCCAAGCCACGGAGCCUCUUCCACCUAAAAACAUAGAAAAGGAAAUUCAGGGGAGAGGAGGAGGUUACUAAACUCAUUCCUCAAAUCAACACUUAAUUGGUCUUAACAACCUGUUUGACCUUUAUUUCUGGUGGUAAGAGCACUUACAGACUUACAGUCUCGUUCUUUAGCUUAAUGCCGCCUUCAGUCAGGGUUCCUGCACAGCACAGAACUGUAAGUCCUUUGAAUAAUUUUAAAAAAUUACAUAAAUCUACAAAUGUUUUAGAAUUGUUUAAAAAAAGUCUUUAGAGUUCUAGGAUGUGGGGGUUCCAUUUCCAAAAUGUAUCUAAAUAGUUGUAGCUCUACUUUGAAUUCCUGUGUUGUAACAUUUGUUGCUGUGAGAACUAACCAUAAGCCUCAGAGCGAUGUGGUUAACAGUCACACGUUGAAGAACAGCCAUUAAAACCUAUAGUUUUUUUAUUUGUUGAAAUGUGUAGGAACCCUGUGUUAGAGAACCAGAGAGUCACCAAAGACGUUUGGAGAACAGAAUUGUUGUGGAGGUGGAAGUGAUGGUGGGGGGAGAGGAAGGUGCAAGACGAGUUUCAUUUACCUUCAGUUCAUUUAACUCAUGACCAGUAAUUUUACUUUCUUGGUUAAUGAUCAAAACUAUAACGUAACUAGUUUUACUGACAAACAAUCAUUAAAAUGUAGUCAUUCAAGCAAUUUGUGUCUCAGAAGACAGAAGAGCAUCGUGUUGCUGAAAUAAACUGGUUAAUUUUUGAAGAAGUAAACACA
Messenger RNA from Nematolebias whitei (Rio pearlfish), 3015 nucleotides. It is a transcript of the gene zbtb45, whose product is annotated as zinc finger and BTB domain containing 45. Gene Ontology annotation, biological process: negative regulation of transcription by RNA polymerase II; regulation of immune system process; regulation of cytokine production. Gene Ontology annotation, molecular function: protein binding. The record is from RefSeq and is a predicted model, not a curated record. The coding region runs from base 233 to 2269 and encodes 678 amino acids. The transcript is spliced from 5 exons. Lineage: Eukaryota; Metazoa; Chordata; Actinopteri; Cyprinodontiformes; Rivulidae.